GCAGCAGCCACGUCGGAUCCCCCUCCGGUGCUGUUACACGCACUCCCGGGGGUUGUUCAUGUAGCAAUCAGACAGCCAAAAGUACGGGCUAAAUCUACAAGCUUCCGGAUCCGUCAAGCCCAGCGAGACCGUCGUAGAAUCCGAUUCUCUGCCCCAUGUCCAUCUGCAGACGAGGCCGCGAUGGUGACAAUCGUCAGAAAUCCUUCCACACUAGCCCCCAGUGUCGGGGUCCGCAUGCUCAUUGGCCCUAUUUUGACCGCCAUUCGCAUGACGGCAGAGUCUAGACUGCCUCCUGCCUUGUUGCAUGCACACAAUGGCCUUAUCGCCUCCAGGGGUCGGUCGAGAAAUAGGCUCUGCGCCAUAGUCCCCGACAUGGGAAUGCCGUACGCCGUACGCCGUAGACCCCGUCAGCCUAGGAUUCCAUCCCCAGCUCCCAUACGGGUAUUGCUGGACGAUCUCCAUCCUCGCCAGGAGGAACCCGCAUUUGGAAGUCUCUCGCCGCACUGGCGCCUCAGGCACCCACCCCCUUUUCCAACGGUCGCACGUUUCCAGUUCUUCAUGUCACCCCCGGUCGAUCUACGGGUCCUCCGUUUGAACCAUACCUCCCACCUACUGACUAGCAUUGUUGGCCCGGGGAUGGCUGGUCAAUAGUUCUACGCCAGAGUCAAUGCCGGCAAGUGGUCUCCGCAGACCCUACGAAUACGAUGCAUGGUGCAUGCACUCCGGA
Aspergillus steynii IBT 23096 is the source of this 727-nucleotide messenger RNA. RefSeq lists its product as uncharacterized. The record is from RefSeq and is a predicted model, not a curated record. Lineage: Eukaryota; Fungi; Ascomycota; Eurotiomycetes; Eurotiales; Aspergillaceae. Bases 181 to 651 code for a protein of 156 amino acids. The transcript has a single exon.